Pyrus x bretschneideri (Chinese white pear) is the source of this 1802-nucleotide messenger RNA. Its product is annotated as ethanolamine-phosphate cytidylyltransferase. The transcript has 10 exons. Bases 242 to 1501 code for a protein of 419 amino acids. Gene Ontology annotation, cellular component: cytoplasm. Gene Ontology annotation, biological process: phosphatidylethanolamine biosynthetic process. Gene Ontology annotation, molecular function: ethanolamine-phosphate cytidylyltransferase activity. Lineage: Eukaryota; Viridiplantae; Streptophyta; Magnoliopsida; Rosales; Rosaceae. The record is from RefSeq and is a predicted model, not a curated record.
CAGAUAAAAAAAAAAAAAAAAAAGAAAAAACUUGUGGGAAGGGGAAGGGGAAGGCUUGCUUGUCUUGUUUUCUUUGUUUCUUUCCCAUUGCAAUUUCUUCAAAUCACCAAAAAAACCAGGAGGGAGAGAAAGCAGAAGAGGAGAGGAGACACAAAGCUCGAUCACAAAAAGGUUUUGUGUCUCCUCCUGCUAAGCAAAGAGAUCAAAGGAGAUUAUAAGGCAAGAAGAAAAGGGUGCCACCAUGGAAUAUGAAACUAACAACUGGAUUUGGGAUGGAAUGUACAACCACCCACAUGUAUUUGGCGGUCUAAUGCUCACGGCCGCCUUGCUCGGCUUGUCCACGAGCUAUUUUGGUGGAAUUACGGUGCCCCAGUUGCCGUAUUUAUGGUCAGAUUCAGGGAUCUUUCAUAAGAAGAAAUGUGAUAGGAAGCACAUUCGGGUUUACAUGGAUGGUUGCUUUGAUCUCAUGCAUUAUGGCCAUGCCAAUGCCUUGAGGCAAGCCAAGGCUUUGGGAGAUGAGUUGGUGGUGGGCGUUGUUAGCGAUGAGGAGAUUAUUGCCAAUAAAGGUCCACCUGUUUUAUCCAUGGAAGAGAGAUUGGCUCUCGUGAGUGGUUUGAAGUGGGUGGAUCAAGUCAUAACGAAUGCUCCUUAUGAAAUUACUGAGCAAUUCAUGGGCAAGCUCUUCAGUGAGCAUAAGAUUGACUAUAUCAUACAUGGUGAUGAUCCUUGCCUGCUGCCAGAUGGAACUGAUGCUUACGCCUUGGCGAAAAAAGCUGGCCGCUACAAGCAGAUUAAACGCACUGAAGGUGUCUCCAGCACAGAUAUUGUAGGGAGGAUACUUUCUUCUUUAAAGGAUACAAAUGAUGGUGAAAAUCAAACUGAGACAUCCUUGCAUAAAACCCCAGAAAGUCAACCCAAGAGUGCCAGUUUAUCUCAAUUUCUACCAACAUCCCGGCGUAUUGUGCAAUUCUCUAAUGGAAAGGGACCUGGACCAAAUGCUCGUGUUGUGUACAUUGAUGGGGCAUUUGAUCUCUUUCAUGCAGGACAUGUUGAGAUUCUGAAGAAUGCUAGGCAGCUCGGAGACUUUCUACUAGUGGGCAUCCACAAUGAUGAGACUGUCAGUGAACACAGAGGGAAGUAUCCAAUUAUGCAUUUGCACGAACGUAGUCUUAGUGUAUUGGGUUGCCGUUAUGUUGAUGAAGUCAUCAUUGGUGCUCCCUGGGAAGUUACCGUGGACAUGAUAACAACUUUCAACAUUUCAUCGGUUGUGCAUGGGACAGUUUCCGAGUACAACUUCUCGUUAACUGGCGAAAGCGAUCCUUAUUCUGUUCCCAAGAGCAUGGGGAUUUUCAAAUUGCUUGAAAGCCCUAAAAGUAUAACAACAACAUCAGUAUCCCAGAGGAUAAUUGCAAAUCAUGAUGCUUACUUGAAACGCAAUGCCAAAAAGAACGAGAGCGAAAAGAAAUACUAUGCACAGAAGACUUAUGUCUCGGGAGACUAGCCCGUAUGGAAUAUAUAGUAAAGUUGACCGGUGCUCAUUGAAGAGCUGCGUGUUGUUGAGGCUAUAGAAAAACGCCAUUUUGCUAGGACAAGAAGAGAAUUGAAGGGAAGGACAUGGAAGGAUACCCUCAACAGACUUAUGUAGAGCAUUUCCUUUUCUUCUUUCUUUUUUUCCCAUUUCAGUGUAUCUCUGUUAGAAUAGAGAUGAGAAUCUGAGUAAUAUUUUAACCUCGUCAAACCCCCUUGUGCAUAUUUAUGAUCAAAAUUUAUUUGGGUGUUUACACUUGUCCCCAUUUAUGCCA